Messenger RNA from Seriola aureovittata, 3263 nucleotides. It is a transcript of the gene srpra, whose product is annotated as SRP receptor subunit alpha. The transcript is spliced from 15 exons. The record is from RefSeq and is a predicted model, not a curated record. Gene Ontology annotation, molecular function: ATP hydrolysis activity; GTPase activity; GTP binding. Gene Ontology annotation, cellular component: endoplasmic reticulum membrane; signal recognition particle receptor complex. Gene Ontology annotation, biological process: SRP-dependent cotranslational protein targeting to membrane. Lineage: Eukaryota; Metazoa; Chordata; Actinopteri; Carangiformes; Carangidae. The coding region runs from base 123 to 2078 and encodes 651 amino acids.
AUGCGCGGGGGAGCGGAAGUAAGUGUCACUUCCUGGCUGUGCAUCUGACGUGUCUAAAACAGUUUUACACUGGUGGUGGAUUUUAUCAUCUUUUGAAGUAUUACCUGAUACGUGGUGGCAAGAUGCUAGAUUUCUUCACCAUCUUCAGCAAAGGGGGGAUAGUGUUGUGGUGUUUUCAGGGAGCCGGGGUCACUGAAUCCUUCACGGGGCCUGUCAACGCUUUGAUCCGCUCCGUGAUCCUUCAGGAGCGAAGUGGGAACAAUUCAUUCACUCAUGAGGCCCUGAGUCUUAAAUACAAGCUCGAUAAUGAGUUUGAGCUAAUUUUUGUGGUGGGUUUUCAAAAGAUCCUGACGCUGACAUAUGUGGACAAGUUCAUAGAUGAUGUUCAGCUUCAUUUUAGGGAUCGUUAUAAGAAUGAGCUGGAGCAAAAGGGAGCUUUGAAGCUCCUCAACAACAACUUUGAAUUUGAGGACAUCUUCAAGAUGCUUCUUAGAGAGGCGGAGGAGAGCAGCAAAGCUCGGAGCCAUGCUCCCAUGCGUUCCUUUAAGGAGUCCGAGAAAUCCCAAAAAACUGUGAAAUCAAUGAUUGAGACGAAGGGUGGGGACAAAAGCAAGGAGCAGGGUGGCAAGAAGAAUAAAAAUACCAAAAAGGAGGCUCCUGCAGCUGAGCCUGCCAAAGGUGAUCAAGGCAAGCCCACACCGUCUGGACAGAAGAUGGUUGAGAAUGGUAACCAGGGCUUGACUCCUGAGGAGGUCAUAGAGAAGAACAAAGAAAAGUUAUUUCGCAAACGCAUGGUGACAACUACUGAAAAACCUAGGAAGUCUCCAAAGCCUCAGAAACCGAGGGAGAAACCAAUGCGUGUUUGGGACAUGGGUGGUAGCAGCACCAAGGACCUGGACUACAGCUACAAUGGUGACAACUGUUCGCCUAGCAACGGUGGUGAACAGCACCUGGAGGCACAAAAUGACCCAGGGAUGCAAGUGAGCUCCAUGGAGGGAGACCUGCUGCCUGUAGACUAUGAGUCGAGUGAGGAAGGGGAGAUUGGGGAGGAAGAUGAGAGAGUGAUUGUCAGUGAGACGAGCAAGACAAGCUCGAAAAAGGGUGGCAGUUUUGGGGGCAUGUUUGGGAUGCUGAAAGGCCUGGUGGGCUCCAAGAGCCUGACCCGUGAGGACAUGGAGUCAGUGCUGGAGAAGAUGAGGGACCACCUCAUCACAAAGAAUGUAGCAGCCGACAUUGCCUCCCAGCUCUGUGACUCUGUAGCUAAAAAACUGGAGGGUAAAGUCAUGGGCACAUUCACCACUGUGGCCUCAACAGUAAAGCAGGCCCUGCAGGACUCAUUGGUGCAGAUCCUGCAGCCCAAGCGAAGGGUGGAUAUUCUGAGAGAUGUCAUGGAGGCACAGAGCCAGCGAAGGCCAUUUGUCAUCACAUUUUGUGGUGUCAAUGGGGUCGGAAAGUCCACCAACCUGGCCAAGAUCUCCUUCUGGCUGAUAGAGAAUGGUUUCACAGUGCUGAUCGCAGCCUGUGACACAUUUCGUGCCGGGGCAGUGGAGCAGCUCCGCACUCAUCAGCGCCGCCUGAACUCUCUGCAUCCACCGGAGCAGCAUGGAGGACGCCCCGUAGUCCAGCUCUAUGAGAAGGGCUACGGGAAGGAUGCGGCUGGAAUUGCCAUGGAGGCCAUUGCCUAUGCCCGCAACCAGGCCUUUGACGUGGUGCUGGUCGACACUGCUGGGCGUAUGCAGGACAACGCCCCCCUAAUGACAGCCCUGGCCAAACUUAUCGCGGUCAACAUGCCCGACCUAGUGCUGUUUGUUGGGGAGGCUUUGGUUGGAAAUGAGGCAGUUGAUCAGCUGGUGAAGUUCAAUCAGGCUCUGGCAGACCACUCAAUGUCUGACAAGCCUCGGCUCAUUGAUGGAAUUGUUCUCACUAAGUUUGACACCAUCGACGACAAGGUUGGUGCUGCCAUCUCCAUGACGUACAUCACAGGCCAGCCCAUUGUGUUUGUGGGCACAGGGCAGACCUACAAUGACCUGCGCAGCCUCAAUGCCCGCGCUGUGGUCGGCGCCCUGAUGAAGGCUUAAGUGGCUGCAUGUUCUGCUGUUUAUUCAUCAUCGCAAACAAAGCCAACAAUACCUUUGCCACACUGCCGUGAGAUGUUCCAGCCCUGCUAGCCUGCAUUUCUCAUCCUCUUGCCCUGCCCUCUCUACUUUGCAUCAAAUGAAGAACUCGUGUCAUGCACAGGACAAGUGUGCACUUUGGAAGACAGAUCAUUUUGCAACGAAGCCAGAGGAGCCUCCUUCUACAUCAUUUCUAAACUUUUGGGCCAAAUUGAAAAGUACCUCAGAUCAGCCUGAGUUUUGAAACAAAUGACUUUUUAGCUGACUAAAUGGAUCUAGGCUGUAAAUGUCAUCCGUUUACUGGUUUACACAGUAAAGACUUACAAAACAAAUUCCCCACCUGGCAUUUUGUCAGUCAGUUUUCCCCUCUUUAUGUAAAUGAGGUCAGGUCGUGAAGGCUUGCUGGAUGUGACAUUUCAGCAGCUGCCUGUGCCUGAGGAAAGCUUAGUGACCAUAGUGCCUAUCUGUCUCCUGUCUUGUUAGUUAACACUUUCACUACAUGGGUGAUUAUCCAUCAAGUGUACCAUGGCAUUUCAGGUCAGAAACCACUCCUUCUAGUCUAGAGGAGGGGUCUGAAUCUGUUUACAGUUCAUCAAGUAUCAAAUCAGUAGAUGUUGUACUCCCCUGUUAAAAAUAGAAACCUAAAUUGUGGCGUAGCAAAGACCAGGCUCUGCCAGUGCUGAUCCACUGUAAAGUGGGGAAGUACAUUAAUAUCUCCUAAACAUAUUAACAACUGUGAUCACACCAAUUUCAGAUGGAUUGUUCUAAGAAUGUCAUCUUCCAGAGCUCCUCACCUACCUAACACACUAUUAACACAUUACUCAUUACAAAAUGGAGACUAUGAGCCCUCAGUUUAUAAAAAACUGAAACAAUCCGUUUGAUGAAAAGUGGAAAGAUAUUUUGUAAAUUUAUUUUUUAGCUCUUACGGUUGUCGGCAGAUUUCAGACUCCACUUUGUGUGGUCAGUUGAAGUUCUACAGGCCUUUUAUUUAAGUUUUCCCUCAUGAUUUAUUAAUAUAAGUCUUAAAUAUCUUUAGCCCCCUUUAAUUUGUGGUAGUGCAAUAUGAGAGAAUCAGGAGUUAUACAAAAGAUCUGAGCUAAUUUAUGAGAAUGUAAACAAAUUUCUAAAUAAAGCUGCUAUGUGCUAUGA